Messenger RNA from Argentina anserina (silverweed cinquefoil), 628 nucleotides. RefSeq lists its product as uncharacterized. The transcript has 2 exons. Bases 35 to 529 code for a protein of 164 amino acids. The record is from RefSeq and is a predicted model, not a curated record. NCBI's taxonomy places the organism in Eukaryota, Viridiplantae, Streptophyta, Magnoliopsida, Rosales, Rosaceae.
AACUUGGGCUCUUUCUUCAAGAGACUGCAAAACCAUGAACGCGACCUCUCCAAACGAUUUCAUCCAAGCUCUAGAAAACCACAGCGGAAGCGAUUCCGACACCAACAUCGACGACGAAGAUGCCGCCGCCGAGUACUACCAGCCAGUCUCCGCCGUCGAUUCCGAAGACGACGACGACAUUCAGCAUCCCCAACACGACGCCGUCGUUUCUCACUCGCAGCUCCUCCCCAACGGCGUGAUUACAGACCAGGCGCAGAGGGGAGUGUCGUCGCUCAGAUUAAACGACGGCGUCAAUGACAGCGGCAACGAAGAGGAAGAGGGAGAGGAGAUUGGGGAGGGCUCUGAUUCGGCGAUCAGGGAGGACGAGAGCCGCCGCAACGCGCCGUUGACGCCGGAGAAUGCGACGAGAGUUAUGGAGGCCAUGAGGGGGAUCUCGUUUGCCGGAGUGGCUCCAGACUGGGCUGAACGGAUCCCCGAAGAGAACUGGAUCGAUCGGCUUCGCCGGCUCCGGCAGUCACCCCAGAGUUGAUCGUUCUUGUUUUCAUCAAUCUGAAUUGAUUUCGAAAAAUGUGGCAUUUGGAUUAAAGGUUCUUCCUUUUUGAUUAAUGAGAGUACUAUCAUUUCAGCU